This is a messenger RNA of Larimichthys crocea (large yellow croaker), 1576 nucleotides long. RefSeq names its product transcobalamin II (gene tcn2). The coding region runs from base 147 to 1436 and encodes 429 amino acids. The record is from RefSeq and is a predicted model, not a curated record. Gene Ontology annotation, biological process: cobalamin transport. The transcript is spliced from 10 exons. NCBI's taxonomy places the organism in Eukaryota, Metazoa, Chordata, Actinopteri, Sciaenidae. Gene Ontology annotation, molecular function: cobalamin binding.
ACCGUCUUCCUGUUUUUUUUAUCGCUUUGUUGCCUCAAAUGACGAAGUCAUGUGACAGUUGGACUACCAGAGACUGUUGACUCUGCCUGUCCUGUUACACAGCUCUCUGUCUUCACACUGAAGUCACCCAGAUAAGCGGAUUCACAAUGCUGUCUUUAGUCAGUAUCACCAGCCUACUGGCGCUUGUCUCUGGAAGCUCACUCUCUGCAUGUGGUACCGAUGGAUCUAACAAUGAGUUGCUCCUGUCACUCAGUAAGAAUCUCCUUCGCUCUUUGGAGACACAGGAAGGACUCCCCAAUCCCAGUGUCCACUUGGCAUUGCGGCUUUCCGAUAAACACAACAAGGUCAAGGAGGCCCAAUACCUGAAAAGACUGCAAACUGACUUGCACAAUAACCUUCAAAGCUCUCUCUCUAAAAAUGAGCCUGUGACUGGCCUCAUGGCACUUUACACUCUGGCUCUGAAGUCCUCCUGCGAUAAUGGCAGCACAACCACCUUUACUGUCAAUAAUAAGAUUCAGCCGCUGCUGACGCACCUGAAGAAGCAGAUGGAACAAGAAAAAGAGCACAUUCACACCAGCCACCGCGCUUUGACCAACUAUUACCAGUACUCUCUGGGAGUGCUUGCUCUUUGUGUGAGUGACGUCAGGGUCAACAACCAUGUCAGCAACAAGCUCAUCAGGGCAGUAGAGGCUGGGCACUUCACACAUGGAGACAUUGAGAGUAUUGAUACUUAUGCCAUGGCUGGAAUGGCACUGCAGUGCGUGAAUAACACUGGUUUUCAUACGGACAAUGUUUCUCAGCUUGACGCAGCCCUAACUAAGAUCAAGGAGAAGCUCUUGGCCGCUCGUAGGACUGACGGCCAUAUUGGCAAUGAGUUCAGCACAGGCAAUGCAGUUCAAGCCUUAGCAGCAUUGGGCCAACCAGUAGAAAAGUGUGGUGCCACGAUGAAUGCCAUGAGGACUGAUGCCAGAAACAACAAAUACCACAACCCCAUGGCCAUAUCUCAGAUCCUGCCAGCUCUCCACCAGAAAACCUACCUGUCACUUAGAGAAAAGAACUGUGAGAAUGAGGAUGACACUCUGGUGCUGGAGCCCAUAGUUACUGUGACAGUUUUACCAAGUGAGACCAAGGUGACCCUGAAAGUAGAAGUGGUGAACUACAGUAAGGAACAAACUACUUACUCUGUGGAAGUGCCAAAGGGCAGCACUCUGUUGGAGGCCCUUGAAAUUCUCAAACAGAGCAGUGCUUCUUUCACGUUUGAGAAGGAGGACAGCCUGUGGGGACCAUACUUAAGUGUGGUGAAUGGAGAGAAGGCGAGACGGAGUGACCGCAGAUACUGGCACCUCGCCUCAAAUGGCACUGGACUCACUGAGGGUGUCGGUGAUUACAAGAUUCAGGUGGCUCAAAAGAUCACCAUCGAAAACACAGGCUACUGAGAGGCAGUCGCUGCUGAUGCAGCUAAUGGUGACUAAUGAGAAUCAAGUCGAAAAAUCAAAAUCAGUCUUUAGUUUUUCUCUGCCAUUAGUUGUUUUAACUUGUGAUUGAUUAUACUUAAUUAAUCAUAUACUUCAUCUCU